AACAGCAGGGCGGGCGGCCCGUUAACGUCCAGUAGCGAAGAAGCGCGCACACUUGCCUAACGCUUCAGUUCUUGACUCUUCAGAACUUCGGGGUGAAUGAGUUAUAGUGAAGUGCGAGUGGAAAGUACGAACUUUUAACGGAUGUUUUAAUAAUACCUUUAUGACAAUUUCAUCAACCUGAGAAAAUGAAUACUCAAAGCAGAUGCCAAACAUCCUUUAGAAUCAUGACAAAUAUAUUACAUUAAAUUGUAACAAAUAACAUAGGUCUAUUAAAUAUGGAUAUAGACGAGAAAGUAUCCGGGCCCGGUGGGGCCUCCCAGAAGAACUGGACCCAUUUGAACGCCACAGAUGAAAUGCCAAUAGAUAUGCAGUUCAACCAUGGUCACAUGGUGUCCAUAACGGUGUUCAGUGUAUUGAUGGUGAUAUCAGCAACGGGGAAUUUGACAGUGCUGUCGCAACUGGUGAAGAGAAGGAAAAUGGGAAGGGCGAGUAGGCUGGAUGUACUACUCAUGCAUUUGGCUGUAGCUGAUCUUAUGGUGACAUUCCUGAUGAUGCCGCUGGAGAUAGCGUGGGCGGGCACCGUGCAGUGGCUGGCGGGCGACCUCAUGUGCCGCCUGAUGAUGUUCACGCGCACCUUCGGCCUCUACCUGUCCAGCUUCGUGCUCAUAUGCAUAGCGAUCGACAGAUAUUAUGCCAUUCUUAAGCCACUGAACGUCACCUGGGAGGCUAGGGUGCGUCGAGCCCUCACGAUAGCCUGGAUCUGCGCUGGUCUCGCCAGUCUGCCUCAGAGCUUCAUAUUCCACUUGGAAGAGCACCCUGACGUCAAAGGGUACUUCCAAUGUGUGUCAUACGGUUCGCUGCCGACGCGCCGGCACGAGCUGGCCUAUUUCCUGCUGAACAUGACCCUGAUGUACAUUGCGCCGCUCAUCUCCACGCUGUACUGCUCCUCUGCCGCGUUACUCGAGAUCAUUCGGCGAGCGAAUACCACUAAUGAUAAGAUGCGUCGAAGUGGAGUGGGCAUCCUUGGCCGGGCGAGGGCUAGGACGCUCAAGAUGACAGUCACCAUUGUACUAGUUUUCUUCGCCUGCUGGACUCCUUACUACUUUUAUUGUAUCUGGUUUUGGAUAGACAACGAUAUCGUGCACCAACUAGAUCCAGCGUUUCAGAAGGCAAUGUGGCUGUUUUCGUGUACAAACUCGUGCGCGAACCCCGUCGUCUAUGGCGUGUUUAACAGGAACCGCUGGACGUGGCGUUCAAACAACGCUCGGUGUCGAAACGGCUGGAGAAGAGGAUCCCGAUUCCCACACGGCGAUUCCAUGGAGAUAUCGGCGGCGACAUUAGCUCGUGCAAGAAAUUCACUACACGAUCGUCAAAGCAGAAGAGAUUCUGCUUUUAUUUAUAACGGUUCACAAAAACAAAUUUUAAAUAAUAACAAUAACGUGCAUGGAUUGUCUAAGCAGACUGUGUAAAAAACGGAACAGUGAAUAAAGUUAAUAUAUCAAUAGUGGUGUUGUCAAAAAAUACCGAAAUAUCAAUGUUGUAGUGCAGGGUAACAAUAACGUUACCAGUUUAAGUUAUAAUAUUAACGCGUUAUAAAACGAUAACAUUGUAUGUUGGUUAUUAAAGUGUCAAGGCAUUAAAAAUUAAAAACCUACGUAAUCAAAGAACCAAAAUUAAUUUGGUUUUUCUCUAUGAAAAUACAGUUUCAAUCUUUUUUCAUGUUAAUGAACAAAAUAACGUGUAGAUAUAAUUUAAAUUGUAAAAUUAAACUUUAUGAAUAAAUUAAGAAUCUCUGUUAAGAAUGUUAAAUUGUUAAAUAUUUAAAAGAGAGCUUUAAAGUUCUUUAUACAUAUCUUUAAUGUAGUAAAUAAUUAGGUAGGCAUAGGAUUUUUAUUUUGUAUAUAUAGUCUUUUUAAUAGUUACGAUUCGUGAUACGAUACCAAAUAUUGUGAGCUGGAGUUGAAGCCAAUUAAAUUUAAUCGAAUAAAUUAAAAUUUAUAAAUGAAACUAAAAUAAAUUAAAAAAAAUAUUCGAUUACAAAUUAGUUAUUUCGGUUUCCAAAUCCAAAUUGUUAUGUUUAUAUCUUGGUGUAGAUACUCAAAUAAUUUGUAAGUGUUUUAGUCGAAAAAAUGUUUGUGACAUUCCUUAAUAUUAGUUACUUACCAAGCACAUUCCUUAUUUUAUUUUUUGUAAUUUUUUGUUACUUGUCAGUGAUUGAACAUGGUUAUAAGCACGGUGUACCAUAAACAGUGUAAGAUUGGGACAUUUUAUGUGAAUACCACGAUAUUUUUAUUUCUCUAGAAUAAAUAAAUGAAUAUGAUCAAGAAUUUGAACAGCAAAUAAUAAAUAAAUAAUGUCAAGGAAAAAUUGUUGCAAAAUAAUCAGCCACUCUUAUAUUUAUCGGUAUACCUACCAAUCAAUAUAUUGUAUGAAACUGUCAGAGACAAAUUGUGCAUGCAAAUAAGUAAAAUUUUUAUUUUAUUUUAGGUAUUUUGUUUUAGUGCAAUUUGUCCGUUGGCUGUGAAGUAAUAGAAAAAUCGUUAGAAAAUUGUGAAAUGAAUCAAACUUUUAUACCAACUUAAGCCUUAAGUAAAAGUUCAAGGUAAUCCGAUUAAUAAAAUAUAUAAGAUUUUCAUAAAUUCUGUUUCAUUCAAAAACCUUUUCUUUAAAGACCAUUUACCAUCAAAUUAAACUGUAUCCACUUUAAAUCUGCCUUCGAUAAAAAAGGAAAAUUAAUAAUAAAAUUGCUACAAUAAGUAAGUAUUUAUUAAAAUAACAUUUCAAAAAGAAUCGAACACGAGCUACAGUAAAAUUAUAAACUACUAUAACCAGUUGAAACUCACGUUUAUUUUAUCAGGAUAUUAUACUGGACUAUUAGAAAGUCUAGGUUAUAGUAGUUUAAAAUAUAUCACUCACAACUAUAGUGAUAUAUUAUAUAACAUAAAAGUGAAGUAUAAAUAUUGCAGUUAUCUAUAUAAAAUCUAUUAUUUAUGAUUUUUAUCAAAGAUAAAACAGAAAAAUUUAGUCCUAACUUAAGGAAGUUCGAAUAACAAAAAAUAAUAAUUCAUAAUAUGGAUAGGUAUCUUACACAGAAAUAGGUAAUGAAAAAGUAUUAUUCUAAAAGUUUUUUUAUAAAUAAAUAAUAAGUGUCACGGUACUAAAAAUAUCUAAUUACUAUACAUUACAACAAUAAUUGAUAAUAAACAUCAUAUAAUAAAAUCUCGAAAUAGAGCUCCAUUCUCUUUUUUUACAUUAAAUAUUUAUCUUAAAACUAGUUUAUGGCCAUUUUGAAAAGGUCAUUUUACGAAAAAUAAAGAAUUUAUGAUAUACUAUGUAUUUUUAUAUUCCCCUUCUCUUUUUUCAAUAAAGUAAAAAAAUUAAUAUGUUCUAUACAAUUUUUAAAUCGUUCAUAACGAUUGAUAACUUAUUAAAUUUUCAAAAAUGAUACUAAGAAAGUGAUAUUAGUAUUUAUAG
This is a messenger RNA of Maniola jurtina (meadow brown), 3474 nucleotides long. It is a transcript of the gene AkhR, whose product is annotated as gonadotropin-releasing hormone II receptor-like. Gene Ontology annotation, molecular function: G protein-coupled receptor activity; peptide binding; adipokinetic hormone receptor activity. The transcript has 8 exons. Bases 276 to 1469 code for a protein of 397 amino acids. Gene Ontology annotation, cellular component: membrane. Lineage: Eukaryota; Metazoa; Arthropoda; Insecta; Lepidoptera; Nymphalidae. Gene Ontology annotation, biological process: G protein-coupled receptor signaling pathway. The record is from RefSeq and is a predicted model, not a curated record.